This is a messenger RNA of Labrus bergylta (ballan wrasse), 1446 nucleotides long. Lineage: Eukaryota; Metazoa; Chordata; Actinopteri; Labriformes; Labridae. The record is from RefSeq and is a predicted model, not a curated record.
UGCCUCACGCUGCGUAGCUCCAAGCAGAAAGUAGCGAGAAGGGGAAUGUCGGCUUGUGAAUGAUCGCUUUCUGAGGCGGCUGGGAGCGUCAACGUUAUGGCUCAGCAAAAGAACCUGGAAGGAUAUGUUGGCUUUGCAAGCCUCCCAAACCAAGUGUACAGGAAGUCUGUGAAGAGGGGCUUCGAGUUCACCCUGAUGGUCGUCGGUGAGUCAGGGUUGGGCAAAUCCACGUUGAUCAACUCUCUGUUCCUGACGGACUUAUAUUCUGCAGAGUAUCCUGGACCCUCACAUCGUAUUAAAAAGACCGUACAGGUUGAACAAUGUAAAGUUUUAGUAAAAGAAGGAGGAGUCCAGCUGCUUCUCACGAUAGUCGACACCCCCGGGUUCGGAGAUGCUGUCGAUAACAGCAACUGCUGGCAGCCGAUCAUCGACCACAUAGACAGCAAGUUUGAAGACUACCUGAACUCAGAGUCCCGGGUCAACAGACGACAGAUGCCGGACAGCCGGAUCCACUGCUGUCUGUACUUCAUCGCCCCCUCGGGACACGGGCUGAAGCCUUUGGACAUCGAGUUCAUGAAACGGUUGCAUGAGAAAGUCAACGUCAUCCCGCUGAUCGCAAAAGCAGACACCCUCACUCCGGAAGAAUGCCAGCUCUUCAAGAAGCAGAUCAUGAGGGAAAUCCAAGAGCACAAGAUAAAGAUCUACGAGUUCCCUGAGACGGAUGACGAAGAGGAGAACAGGCUGGUGAAGAAGAUUAAGGACAAGUUGCCGCUGGCUGUAGUAGGAAGCAACACCAUCAUCGAGGUGAACAGCAAGAGGGUCCGAGGGAGACAGUAUCCCUGGGGAGUUGCAGAAGUUGAAAACAGUGACCACUGCGACUUCACCAUCCUCAGAGAUAUGCUCAUCAGGACUCACAUGCAGGACCUGAAGGACGUGACGAACAAUGUCCAUUAUGAAAAUUACCGCAGCAGGAAGCUGGCUGCCGUAACCUACAACGGAGUGGACAACAACAGAGCCAAAGGUCAACUGUCCACAAAACUUGACACAGUUGAAGGAAUGAGUCCUCUGGCCCAGAUGGAGGAGGAGAGGCGAGAGCACGUGACUAAGAUGAAGAAGAUGGAGAUCGAGAUGGAGCAGGUGUUUGAAAUGAAAGUCAAGGAAAAAGUGCAGAAACUCAAAGACUCUGAAGCAGAGCUUCAGCGGCGUCACGAGCAGAUGAAGAAGAACCUGGAGGCCCAGCAUAAGGAGCUGGAGGAGAAGAGGCGUGUGUUUGAGGAUGAGAGAGCCAACUGGGAGACCAAUCAGCGCCUGGAGCAGCAGAAAAUGGAGGCCUCUAGGACUCUGGAGAAAAACAAAAAGAAAGGAAAGAUCUUUUAAGAGACAGUCGGCAGGACCACCCCAACUCAAGUUUUUUCUGUUUGCCAACGUUGCCGGUCAGGACGCCAG